This is a messenger RNA of Cynara cardunculus var. scolymus (artichoke), 2770 nucleotides long. RefSeq names its product pentatricopeptide repeat-containing protein At4g35130, chloroplastic. The transcript has 2 exons. NCBI's taxonomy places the organism in Eukaryota, Viridiplantae, Streptophyta, Magnoliopsida, Asterales, Asteraceae. The record is from RefSeq and is a predicted model, not a curated record. The coding region runs from base 221 to 2611 and encodes 796 amino acids. Gene Ontology annotation, biological process: RNA modification. Gene Ontology annotation, molecular function: zinc ion binding; RNA binding; protein binding.
AUAAAGAGAUUGAAGGAUUCAAGUUGGAUUUGACGUAGAAAUCAACCAUAAACCUGAAUAAUAUCGCCAUUGUUGUUCAAAGAGAUGAAGAGUGAGUCGAUUUGGGGUUUGGGUCUUGAUAUUCAAGCAAGAAUUUAAGAAGUAUACACAAGGAGAACUCGAGACCCGCAAUGAUUUUCUCUGAAGCUUAAAACCAGUAUUUGAUUUCAAAACUCGAAUCAUGACAACGAUACUAUCACUUACUUCAUCUUUCAAGUUCGUCGUUAAGGAAAAUACCCCACGAAGAGGAGCCAAAAGAUCAGAAUUUAUCAAUCAGUACGAACCUAAUAAGCAGAAAACUUUCAAUUCUGGUAGAACCUUUAGAUUCCAAUCAGAGCUUUCUAUUGGAAAAACAAAUUUAUCUCGUCAGAUGGAAGAUUUUGUUUCGUAUGUGGAAAGUGGGUCUGUUGAAAAGGCACUCCAGCUGUUCGAUGAAAUGAACGAAAGAAGUAGCUUUUUGUGGAAUCUUAUAAUCAGGGUGUUAACGAAUAGUGGAUUUUUCGAAGAAGCUCUCGAUUUGUAUUUUCGGAUGUCUAUUGAAGGGACUAAAGCCGAUAAUUUUACAUUUCCGUUUGUGAUAAAGGCGUGUGGCGGAUGCUUGGAUCAUGAUGUGGGGCGGAAAAUUCAUUCGAAGUUGUUUAAGGAUGGGUUGGAUUUAGAUUUGCAUAUAUCUAAUUCUCUUAUUUUAAUGUAUGCAAAGCUCGGGUGUAUUGGGUCUGCAGAGAAGGUGUUCGAUGAAAUGCCUAUAAGAGAUUUGGUUUCUUGGAAUUCAAUGAUCAAUGGGUAUAUUAUGAUUAGUGAUGGAUUGGCCUCAUUCAUGUGUGUUCGGAAAAUGCAACAAUACAAUAUGCGACCUGACAGAUUCACAAUCAUGAGCACUCUUCAUGCCUCUUCUCUCGUGUGUUCUUUGCCCAAAGGGAAAGAAAUUCAUGCACUAACGAUAAAAAGCAAAUUGGAGUGCAAUCCAAUGGUCCAGACUUCACUAAUCGACAUGUACGGAAAAUGUGGUGGAAUGUGUUAUGCUGAGAGGUUUUUUAAUAUGAUUUCUCAAAGACACAUUGCGUCUUGGAAUGCAAUGAUUCGUGGGUAUGCUCUUAAUGGUCGGCCCCUUGAGUCUUUUUCUUGCUUGAGAAAGAUGCAAGAAAAUGGUUGCAAACCUGACAAUGUGUCACUAAUAAACUUGCUUCUAUCCUGUUCGCAGGUAGGAUCCGUGUUAAUGGGAAAAACCGUCCAUGGUUAUGCAAUCAGAAUGGAGUUUCUCUCCCACAUUGUACUAGAAACUGCUCUAAUCGAUAUGUAUGGAAAGUGUGGAGAACCCAGAUUGGCAGAACUAGCUUUUAACCGAAUGCAUCAAAGAAAUUUGAUAUCACGUAAUACUCUGAUUGCUUCCCUUGUACAAAAUGGUCUAUAUAAAGACGCACUGAAGUUCUUUUGGGAUAUCUGGAAUGACGGGCUAAAACCAGAUGCUAUGACGAUUACUGGCAUAUUGCCUGUGUAUUCCGAGAUUGCCCAGCUGCGAGAGGGGAAGCAACUCCAUGGGUACAUCGUUAAAUCGGGCUUUUGUUCCAAUACAUUUGUCCUCAAUUCGCUAACUUAUAUGUAUGCGAAAUGUGGGGAUCUUGUUUCGGCUCGAGAUAUGUUUGAUGGGAUUUUCUUGAAGGAUGUUAUUUCAUGGAAUACAAUCAUUAUGGCGUAUGCCAUUCAUGGAUAUGGUGAAGUUUCGGUUAAAUUGUUCUCUAAGAUGAAGAAAAUGGGUAUAAAACCUAAUGCAAGCACCUUCGUUUCGCUUUUAUCAUCUUGUAGUGUUUCAGGCAUGGUGGAAGAAGGGUGGAAGUACUUCAACUCAAUGAAAAGCGAAUACGGGAUUGAUCCGGAUAUAGAGCAUUAUGGUUGUAUGCUUGAUCUUCUUGGACGCGUCGGUGAUCUCAAUAGAGCGAAACAACUAAUUACUGAAAUGCCCCUAGAACCAACUUCACGGAUAUGGGGAUCUUUGCUUGCUGCAAGUCGAAGACAUAGGGAUCUUGAAGUUGCUGAAUUUGCUGCUAAGAAGAUGCUACCAUUGGAACAUGAUAACACAGGGUUGUAUGUCCUGCUGUCAAACUUGUAUGCUGAAACCGGGAGAUGGGAAGACGUUAAGCGGAUUAAAUCUCUUAUGAAAAGUCGAGGCUUGACGAAAACCGUUGGGGUGACCAUGGUAGAUGUCAAAGGUAAAACCUUCAGGUUUACAAACGAAGAUAGAUCCCAUGAACAUAGUCAUCUGAUCUAUGAUGUUUUAGAUAUCAUAUUAAAGAACCCUCGUGGCGAUUUGUCGAAAUUCAAACCGAUUGACCUUUUGAGAAAAAUGUCAAAGUCAACAGAUCGGCAUAGUGUGAGACUUGCGGUAUGCUUCGGGUUGAUCUCUACGUCAAUUGGGAAGCCGGUUUUUGUUCGAAAAAACACGAGAAUCUGUGAUGAUUGUCACGGUGUUAUGAAGAAGAUUUCAUUGAUUUGUUGCAGAGAAAUAGUGGUUGGAGAUUCGAAGAUUUAUCACCAUUUCAAAAUGGGUGAAUGCUCAUGUCGUGAUUACUGGUAACUUAUAUGUUCGAAUAUAUACUUAUAAUUCUACAAUAUCUCCAAACGUCGUGGUGCAAGGCUUGUCUUCGACGUCACGUUAAGCCUAUGGCACGCCAUGGCCUGAUGUGCACCAUCUGUAAGCCAUUAUUUGAUCUGUUAUACAAAUUUCACAUUUUUA